AUGCGGAGCACAAUGCUGCGCGGACCAAGCGUCCGUACAAAAUCAUUUCGUAAGGUUCAGAAAUCCACACGACUCCCUUCUGCUCUUCUGAGGGAGAUGGAAGACCUUGAGGGCGAUGAUGCAGUCUCCGACACUGCUGAAGCAUCGAAUGAGAUGCGAACAGCUAGCCCAGCAACGCCAGUUGCCAAGGAAGGAACGCAGAAAACUGCUGCGCGUGCAGCAGCAGCUCCAAAAACGGGAUCAUCAGGGGCUCAGGAAACAGAAGCGUCUGCAGCGCAAAUUCAAUGCUGUAAAUCCUCAAGAAUUAGGGAUGGGAAUAACAGGGCCUCUGCUAGGCAGGACUCCGGCGUGGCAUGGGAUGCUACUCUAUCUGAUACUACAAAGAUGAAUAGCUCCGGUGCUUCAUAUGAAGCCUGCCGGCUGCCCUUGCGUAGUGGGAGUACCGACGCAGCAGUGACAGCUCCGAAGAAUUUGAAACAAAAGCAACAGCAAGAGCGGGAGAACGACGCAUUGCAUCAUGAGCUGCAGAUGCUCGAAGCGCGACUGGGCAUUAACAACAAAAAGGGGUGCAAGAAAUCAUCCAACGCAAAUGCCAAGUUGAGAAGGGAGCUGGAAGCAGAUGGAUUUGACCUGGAGCUACAGGAUAUUCUGGACAACAUCUUGGACUCUGGCAGAAGUGGAGCUAAGGACUUAAGAGAAAUAGACUCCAACGAACCUGGCAAAGAACGUGUGUCCGGGGAGUCGGACGAACCACGGAAAUACGGUGAUGAAUUUGAGAGGAGUGGAUUGCCAGUCGGUGGCGAAAGUAUCAGCGCCUUGGCUGAAGCAUUUAAUGGGGAAAAGUUGCAUGGAGGCUGCGACCCGCUGCAUGAGGAGCUGCAACUUUAUGAAAAGCUGCUGGGUGUAAGCCAGAGCGGCUCCAGUAAGAAUGACGGGAUCCGAGAGAAGAAAAGGAGGAAGCUUAGAGAAGAGCUAAAACAGGACGGCUUUGACCUGGAGCUGCAAGAUAUGCUGGACAGUAUCCUAGGCAUGAGGGGACGGAUGAGCACGGCGGGCUUUGAAUAUAAAGGCGCAGCUGAUGGAGGAACUCCUGUUGGACUUGAUGCAGAAUCUGAGCCCGUGUCGGUGGAGGACAGUGACUCAGAUAAAGCAACUGUAUGUGUUCCUUUUAUAUCGAACAGCUCACCUGUUGUGAGCAAGUUAGCUUGCUACCAAGCAGAAACUGGUCCCAAUAGGGACACCGGGAUAAAGCAAAGUGGGAUUAUUUCCAAGGCGACUGCGGCCCCUCUCCGCCGCAGACUUGCUGAGGGAGUGGACGCCAUCCCGAGUGUGUAUCUAGAGGCCGUUAGGGUUGGAGUUGUACGAGCAAUAAAACGAGUCUCUGAAGACAACGUGAAUACAGUUCUCCGACAGCUGCUGCGUGUCUUACGCUGCAGCGCCGCUGAACUUCAGCGGGGAUAUGAGAGCAAGGAACAGGCAGAUGAGGCACUGCAUGCUCACAAUAUAUCUGUGAGGGAGAUCUUAUGCGACCGGCUAACUCAGUCAUGCUUAGAAGGACGCAGCUCAGACGCUCCAAUGAUUGCCAUCAAAGCAGCUCUUUGCUGCGCUUUAAGCAAAAUGUGGGAUAUUGAGCUGUGCCGAAACUUUUUGAUGGACUUGGCUGGUUGUUUCCUGACCCACUUCUGGAGGGCAUUGUUACAACAGAAGAAAAGCCAGAAGGCCUUUACGGCAGACACCUCGUUCCAGAGAAGUCGCCAUGCGCUUGUCGGAAUUUGCUGUCUGUAUGACUUCGGUUUUGUCUCCCCGAGAAUGCUUGUCGAGCUCAUAUUCAAGAUCACAGGAUUGCAGGAAGACUCCAAGCCACCUCUUCAGCGGAAUAACGGAACGCCCGACUUUCGGGUGGAACUGGUACUUCUGCUUCUACGAUUGGAGGGUGGGAAACUGCACCAAGAUGACCCUUCGCUUUUUUCUAGCACAUGGAAAAAACUCCAUGGUAUUGUACAGCAAUAUGGAGAUGAUUUUAGGUUGCAUUUGGAGGGGCAGCACUUUUCGUUGCCGGAGCAGAGUAUUGCUGGAGCGGAGUUACAGGACUGUAAAGAUAACAAACAGGAUGAGGCAUUGAUGCAUAUCAAGGCAUCGCAGCAUGCCAUGAAGCGCUGGCUGAGCAGCAGCUCAGUCUUUGGACCCAGCUUCCUCUCUACAGAGUACCGAAUAGACGGAUCUUGGGGAGAGCUGCAGCAAGGGCAGCGACCAGAAAUGGUCACACAAUCCGCAGUUGCUGCUCACCUUCACCAUCAUAAGCGGACAGAAAUCUCUGAGAGCAUUCCAGUUGCACGCUCAAUUGGCUCCCCAGCAAUCCAUAUGCAAGAGAAAGCAGCGCUUUUAAGGUUCAAUACGGAGCUUCAGCAGAGUAUUUUCAAGUGUCUAAUGAUGGCCAACAGCCCAGAUGCUGCCCUCCAAUUGCUUCAGAGAACUGGACAUUUGUCGUUGAAGAAAACCACUAUUCGACUGCAUGUUGCGGAUCUACGCAUUGUCCGUUUCUUGAAUUUUGGCGCAGUAGGAAAAGAGGGACCUGGGGGUCUCUCAGGGAGGCUAGGAAUAUUUCUCCGAGAGUUGCAUUGA
Molecule: messenger RNA, 2622 nt
Organism: Eimeria necatrix
Lineage: Eukaryota; Apicomplexa; Conoidasida; Eucoccidiorida; Eimeriidae
Source: RefSeq, a predicted model, not a curated record